Daldinia childiae is the source of this 492-nucleotide messenger RNA. Its product is annotated as Heterokaryon incompatibility protein 6, OR allele. The coding region runs from base 1 to 492 and encodes 163 amino acids. NCBI's taxonomy places the organism in Eukaryota, Fungi, Ascomycota, Sordariomycetes, Xylariales, Hypoxylaceae. The record is from RefSeq and is a predicted model, not a curated record. The transcript has 2 exons.
AUGGGGGAUCCGCAAGUUGGUGGCAACAUCGCAGAAGGACGCUGUUUCGCAUACACACCUAUGGCUGAUGCACGAAACCAGAUUCGUCUCUUACAAAUACAUCAUACCAAACGUGACGAACUUAUUCAUUGUAGUUUGUCAAUUUGGUCACUCAGCAAUCUUCCUCCAUAUCACGCCAUCUCGUACACAUGGGGGGAUCCUUCGCAAACCACAUACAUCUCUAUCAACAACCAACCGCUCAAAGUCAGAAAAAGCUGCGAGUAUGUUUUACGCCAAGCUCGAUGGUAUGAGAAAUACUUGCAAAACAUGAGUUUGCCGUGGCGCCAUCGCUAUUACUGGAUAGAUGCCAUAUGUAUCAAUCAGGUAGACGACGAGGAGAAGAGCCACCAGGUACAAAUGAUGGGAAAGAUCUAUCGCUUAGCUUCCUGUGUGUUAUCCUGCAUCGGACCACAUGCAGAUGAUAGCAUAUUCCUCUUACACGGGGUUGGGUAA